Molecule: messenger RNA, 143 nt
Organism: Ambispora gerdemannii
Lineage: Eukaryota; Fungi; Glomeromycota; Glomeromycetes; Archaeosporales; Ambisporaceae
Source: the annotation of a GenBank genome assembly
AUGAGAGUCAUACCACCUAGUUUGCAGGAUGCAUCCAUCACCCACCAAAUGCACUAUUGGACUAGCAAAAAGGCUGAUAUGUUCUAUCUCUUGUACACCCACCAGGAUGCAUUCAUCACUCGCCAGAUGCAUUAUUGGGCUAG